GCUGCGCUGCGGUGCGGUGUCGGGCCGGCGGCGCAGUGCAGGAGCCGGAGCCGGGCCGGCAGCGGGGCUCGGCCGGGAGCAGCGCGCAGGCAGCACCGCCGCUUCGCUGCCGUCUGGCGGAGCGGGGCCAAGCGAAACGGCCGGCGGGAAACGCCGCGCCCCCUCGCUGCUUCUGUUCCCCCGCGUCCCCCUGAGCCGCUCCCCGCCCGGGUCCCGCGGGUGCAGCAUGAAGUGCGGCGAUGGCCCGGAGAGGUAAGACGGCGGUGAGGACGCUGGAAGACCUGACGCUGGACUCCGGGUAUGGUGGUGCGGCGGACUCGGUGCGCUCCUCCAACUUGUCGCUGUGCUGCUCGGAUUCGCACCCCGCGUACCCCUAUGGAGGAAGCUGCUGGCCGCACCUAACUGACUCCAUGCACAGUCGGCACAACAGCUUCGACACCGUCAACACCGUCCUAGCGGAAGACUCCGAGGUGCUGGACUGCGCGGGGCAGCAGUGCUCCCGGCUCCUGCCCGACCUUGAGGAGGUCCCCUGGAGCCUGGAGGAGGUGGAGGCACUGCUGCUGCCGCCGCCGCCGCGCCGGGAGCCGCGGGCGCCGGUCGCCGCCAGCCCCGGGAGCCGGGAUGCGGCGGCGCGGCUCUCGACGCUGGUGAGCCGGGCGCUGGUGCGCAUCGCUCGGGAGGCGCAGCGACUGAGCCUCCGCUUCGCCAAGUGCACCAAGCACGAGGUGCGGAGCGCCAUGGAGAUCGUCCUGGGCUGGACGCUGGCGGCCCGCUGCACGGCAGCCGCCCUCGGCGCCCUGUCCCUAUACAACAUGAGCGGCAGCGGCGGCGACCGCUUCAGCCGCGGAAAGUCGGCCCGGUGCGGACUGGCCUUCUCCGUGGGCAAGUUCUACCGCUGGAUGGUGGACAGCCGCGUGGCCCUGCGCAUCCACGAGCACGCCGCCAUCUACCUCACCGCCGGCACCGAGAGCCUCUUCCGCGACAUCCACGCGCGGGUGCUGGCCGGCCCCGCCGCCCCGCUCCCGCCGCCCGGCCGCCCCCCGGCCGCCGCCGCCGCCGCCCCGGCCGAGAAGGAGAAGGAGGGCGGCGAGGCGCCCCGCUUCACCCUGGAGGCGCUGGAACAGACGGUCAACAACGACCCCGAGCUCUGGGGCUUGCUGCAGCCCUACCAGCACCUCAUCUGCGGAAAGAACGCCAGCGGUGUUCUGUGCCUGCCAGACAGCUUGAACCUUCACAAGGAUCAGCAAAGGUCAAACAAGCCCGGGGAGGUGCAGAUGUUCAGCCAGUCAGAGCUGAGGACCAUCGAGCAGUCUCUACUUGCCACACGUGUGGGGAGCAUCGCUGAACUCAGUGACCUGGUGUCUCGGGCGAUGCACCACCUGCAGCCCCUGAAUGCCAAGCAGCACGGCAACGGGACGCCGAUGCACCAGAAGCAGGGAUCCUUCUACUGGGAGCCGGAGGCCCUCUACACCCUUUGCUACUUCAUGCACUGUCCACAGAUGGAGUGGGAAAACCCCAACGUGGAGCCUUCCAAAGUCACGCUGCAGACUGAGAGGCCGUUCAUCGUGCUGCCUCCGCUGAUGGAGUGGAUUCGGGUGGCGGUGGCUCACGCGGGGCACCGGCGCAGUUUCUCGGUGGACAGCGAUGACGUACGGCAGGCGGCCAGGCUCCUGCUGCCGGGAGUUGACUGCGAGCCUCGACAGUUAAAGAUUGACGACUGUUUCUGUGCCUCUCGGAAGCUGGAUGCAGUUGCCACCGAGGCCAAGUUCAAGCAAGACCUGGGUUUUCGGAUGCUCAACUGCGGCCGGACGGAUCUGGUUAAGCAAGCCAUAUCCUUGCUGGGGCCGGAUGGGAUCAACAGCAUGAGCGAGCAGGGCAUGACUCCACUGAUGUAUGCUUGUGUCAGGGGUGAUGAGGCUAUGGUGCAGAUGCUGCUAGAUGCUGGAGCAGAUCUGAAUGCUGAGGUUGUCAGUACUGCUCAUAAAUACCCAUCCGUCCACCCUGAGACCCGCCAUUGGACAGCUCUGACAUUUGCUGUGUUGCAUGGACAUAUUCCUGUAGUUCAGCUAUUGCUGGAUGCUGGAGCAAAGGUAGAAGGUUCCUUAGAGCAUGGAGAGGAAAAUUACUCUGAAACUCCUUUACAGCUCGCAGCAGCUGCUGGAAAUUUUGAACUGGUGAGUUUGCUGUUGGAGCGAGGAGCUGACCCCAUGAUAGGAACAAUGUACAGGAAUGGCAUUUCCAUGACUCCACAAGGUGACAUGAACUCUUUCAGUCAGGCUGCUGCACAUGGACACAGGAAUGUUUUCCGCAAGCUGCUUGCUCAGCCAGAGAAGGAGAAGAGCGAUAUCCUGUCCCUGGAGGAGAUCCUGGCCGAGGGCACGGACUUGCCCGACUCGGCGGCAGCUCCUCUCUGUGCCAGCCGCAACAGCAAGGCCAAGCUGAAGGCCCUGAAGGAGGCCAUGUACCACAGUGCCGAGCACGGCUACGUGGACGUCACCAUCGACAUCCGGAGCAUAGGUGUUCCCUGGACGCUGCACACGUGGCUGGAGUCCCUGCGCACGUCCUUCCAGCAGCACCGACGGCCCCUCAUCCAGUGCUUGCUAAAGGAGUUCAAGUCCAUUCAGGAAGAGGAGUACACCGAGGAGCUUAUCACACAAGGAUUGCCUCUGAUGUUUGAGAUACUGAAGGCCAGCAAGUUCCGAGUCAGCCGGACCCAGGUUAUCCACACAUGUACAUCCUGCAUUCUGCGCGUCAGAUACGAGCGCCAGAACGAGGUGAUCAGCCAGCAGCUCUCUGUCAUUUUCACUCAUUGCUAUGGACCCUACCCAAUUCCAAAGCUCGUGGAAAUUAAGCGCAAGCAGACCUCCCGCCUGGAUCCCCAUUUUCUUAACAAUAAAGAGAUGUCAGAUGUCACAUUUCUGGUGGAAGGAAGACCCUUUUAUGCACAUCGAGUGUUGCUAUUUACUGCAUCACCAAGGUUUAAAGCACUGCUGUCUAGCAAGCCCUCAUCUGAUAGUACUUGUAUUGAGAUCAACUAUGUGAAGUACCCCAUCUUUCAGCUGGUUAUGCAGUAUCUUUAUUAUGGAGGUGCAGAGUCACUCCUGAUUAAAAACAAUGAAAUUAUGGAGCUUCUCUCUGCUGCUAAAUUUUUCCAGCUUGAAGCUUUACAACGACACUGUGAGAUCAUUUGUGCAAAAAGCAUUAAUACAGAAAACUGCGUGGAUAUUUAUAAUCAUGCCAAGUUCCUCGGCGUCACAGAACUAUCUGCCUAUUGUGAAGGCUACUUUCUAAAAAAUAUGAUGGUCCUCAUUGAAAACGAAGCUUUCAAGCAGUUGUUGUAUGACAAGAAUGGAGAAACAUCUGGUCAGAAUGUACUAGAGGACUUACAGAGGACGUUGGCCACAAGGAUUCAGUCAAUUCAUUUGUCUUCUUCAAAGGGCUCCGUUGUGUAAAGCCGAGGAAGAUGGUAACCCUCUAAUCAAGGACCCUGCAAGUUAAGUCUGCUGUUGCAGUUGCUUAAAUGACUACAAAAAAAGAAAAUGUAAAAAAUUCUACGUCGCAUCCAAAUAGUUCUGUUUCGGCCAAAGGUGCUGCACUGGGGCUGCAUCCCCACCUGGAUGAGAGAAUACAGAAAACAAAGUUCCUCCCUGGUUUUGAGCAAGCUGGGUACCAGAGUAUCUGGUGAAUUGCUCUUGUACUCACAUUCUGAACACGAGCCUGUUUGGUGAGCUUGAUGCCAACAAAAGCCAGAAGUCACAUCAGUGAACAGCAGAAGUCCCUGCCUGAAGGGUAGUGCUGGGGAACACCUGAAUUUACCAAUUAAUCAUUUAAGUCAGAUUUGUUCCAGUGUUACACAGUUAAGAACUAUAUCUAUCCCAGAGUCCAUUAUCUCAUGCAUUUAAGAAAUGUAAGAACUGUUAUUGCUAUCCAGCAAAGAUCAGCUGUAUUAGAGAGUGGGUAAGACUGUUGAGGAAAUAUACUGGCAGAUUUUUAGGGGUGGGAACUUUUUAAACUGUUCAUAAAAAAUAAUGGGGUGGCCUUGUUGUUUAAAACCUAUUUCUUAAGCUUAAAAUUUCAUUUUCAACAGAGUUGUGUUUGAGAAUCUAUGUAACAUGUUUUGGUUUUUUAAAUGGUAAAAUGUACAUUGUGUAAACACACAUAUGAUCAAGUUUUGCUUGUAUUCUUUCCUAGGGUGGUAUAAUCUUGCCUGAGAGGCUAUGGUUACACCAAAGAGGCACAUUACCCAGACUGUCUCUAAUACAGUAGUUGAGGGGGCAGGAGAACUGCAUGCUACUCGUGAUUUGGGGUUGAAAUCAAUGACAGACUCAACAAACAUGCGUUUGCAUGGUAACUGUACCUGUGAAAUGUUGUGCUUCGUUUCGCCAAGACAAAUGCAAUGUUACUUCUUGUCAAACUUCAUUUGUGAAAUCAGCUUAUUUUUUUAUCUGGUGCGAUUGGCUGCGAUACGAUACCCCUGGAGCUCCUUCUCGAGGUGCUGAUUUCCAUUUGUUGCAGUGGAGAGAUAAUAACAGAUCUUCACUUUAGUGAUGUGUGGAUAUUUUGCUACUAGCCAGAGAUUGUGUCUGAGUUAGACUUUUUAAAAUCAUAAUUAAAUAUGUACUAUAGAA
This is a messenger RNA of Poecile atricapillus (Black-capped chickadee), 4628 nucleotides long. RefSeq names its product ankyrin repeat and BTB/POZ domain-containing protein 3. The transcript is spliced from 18 exons. Gene Ontology annotation, molecular function: protein heterodimerization activity. Lineage: Eukaryota; Metazoa; Chordata; Aves; Passeriformes; Paridae. The record is from RefSeq and is a predicted model, not a curated record. Bases 240 to 3452 code for a protein of 1070 amino acids.